GGGACCUAAAGCGGCUUUGUGAAGUCAGCACGCGCCUCCAUGAUAUCGCCGUUCCCCAUCUAUAUCGAUCCCUUAUUCUAUCCGCCCCAGAACUAUCAUUAGAGAAGUUCACUACGACUCUGGAGGCGAUAUCAUCCAACAAUCUGAAGUGCACCCAAGAGCUCGCUUUCUACGUUCCAAUCCAUGAGCGAAUCGAAUAUCGCUGCAUACAUCACGGCCUUAAUGGGAAUUCCAUUGAUGAGGCUGUCCAAGAUGGGCUGGCUUUAUUGCUACAGAACAAUGAAAGUUUGAAUGAUACAAAUACCGAUGAGAAUACGGAUAAGGUUGGUAAAGGCAUUGGUGUUUGACACCAGGCCUUUGGAAGCCAGACAGUUAACAAACUAGCGCAGGGGCCCAGAAUGGACAGUCUAAUGAAUUUGAAUUCUGCGAUGGACUCUCUAAGGUUUUCAGAUGAUCAGUUACGAGCUUUCCGGUUAGUAUUGCAUUUUCUAUCCUCUGCAGCCCGCUUACGCGAGUCUAGGUGGGAGGUAGGAACAUGUAUUCCUGAGGCCCUCUUCAAUUCUGUUCUCAGCAACCAAAAACGCAUCCAACGCAUUGCCUUAAUCACCGAUGGUGAAUGUGGUGCAACCAACAGCUCGCAGAACUAUGUAGAUCUUGUCCAGGUUAGAGAAUUACGGUCACUUGAUUGGAGGGGUUUGUGUCGAUAUACCGACUUUGAAUCCGUCCGACAAUGUGUCAGGGCUCAUGGCCAUCAAAUUCAAUCACUUACACUUGAUCUUCUGACCUGGGAUCGUGCGGAGGAUAUUUGGGCUUAUGGAUACCGCCAACAGAGUCCCCAGCGCACACCGAUUCCUGACAACUUCUUCUCGCAAAGGGUGCUCAACAUCCAGCUCCGAGACAAGACGGUCAUUUUUUCAUCACUUGAGAGUCUUCAUCUGUCGGGAGUAUCCUUUUAUCACACCGGCAUGGAAAUGGCCUAUGCUUUCAAUGUCGGACAGCUAAAGAGUCUCAAGUUACGGAACUGCCCGGGGUCUUUUGAGUGGGUGGGAAUGAUACUCGAAAAGCCAAUGAAACUGAAAUCCUUCGAACUUGCUCUCGAUCUCGAUAGUAUUCGUAGGGCUGCAUACUUGCACAUCACGGAGACGAUCUGCAAUUUCCUUCAAUACGUUUCCGACUUAGAGUCCCUCUAUCUCGCUCUUCCUGUGCCUAUCGACUGGACCACUCUCACGGACAGACUGUCAAGUCAUUGUCAUCUCAGGCGUUUUGUUAUACAUAAUCUGAUGGAUAGGGGCGGGCAGAACCUCAUCGAUGGAGAUAUACCAUGGUCUUUGCCUUUGAAGCACAUGCUUCAAAAAAAGCAACUAACUUGCUUUGGAUCGUCUAUGGCACCGAGGAAAUUGACACGUUACUUGCAAAUGAUGCAGCCAAAGCCGUCAUGUAAAAUGAUACACAUCAGGACAAGUGGAGUGGUUCUUGAUAGACUGUUCGGCUCUCGUCAACCCAACUGGUUUUCCCAGUCUUUUUAUGCCUAUAAAUAUGGCGAAGAUUUUCCAUACAAGACCGAGGACAUCUACAAUUUUGCGCAGUGGGCAUUCGGUGCUGAUGGUCUUUCAAAUCUCCAGGUACUCGCUUGGGGAGACUUCUCAUAUCGAGGCCGCUAUUCAAAGUUCAAUCUUCUCCUUUGCAGAUCCGACGGUGGCUACCGCACCUUAACUCCUUCCGAUACUAUCCCUUGGAGUCUUGUUCAGGAUAAUCUAGAUAUGCUAGCGGCGUGCGCUUUCGAAGAUAUUCUGGAAUAAAUGAUCUGACGCGCAAGACUAUAUACUAGUACCCAAAGAGUAAAAUAAUUUCAUCUCUCAC
Molecule: messenger RNA, 1860 nt
Organism: Aspergillus steynii IBT 23096
Lineage: Eukaryota; Fungi; Ascomycota; Eurotiomycetes; Eurotiales; Aspergillaceae
Exons: 3
Coding region: 399-1799 (466 amino acids)
Source: RefSeq, a predicted model, not a curated record